Molecule: messenger RNA, 8522 nt
Organism: Xenopus laevis (African clawed frog)
Lineage: Eukaryota; Metazoa; Chordata; Amphibia; Anura; Pipidae
Gene: cnot6l.S
Product: CCR4-NOT transcription complex subunit 6-like S homeolog
Exons: 13
Coding region: 459-2213 (584 amino acids)
Cellular component (GO): nucleus; cytoplasm
Molecular function (GO): 3'-5'-RNA exonuclease activity; catalytic activity; poly(A)-specific ribonuclease activity
Source: RefSeq, a predicted model, not a curated record
AUUGCUGUCAUCAUCAUGUCCCUCCUCUUCAUGUAAACGCCCCUUUUGUAGAUCCUGUGUACACACAUCUCACUCUUAUUAUUCAUCUCAAUAUUUAUAUCCAUCCGCUCAACAGCGGGCUUGCCCCUCUGCCCCAGUGCGCCUCAACCCCCAUCGUGACGCGGCCCGGAGACAAAGGAAGCCCUAGGGGAGCGAGAGAGGUGCGAGUUUUGCUUUAACCCCCAGAUGCAAAGAAGGGACCCGUGAGAUAGGGAGCAAUAAGCGCCACUCGGCUGUCGGAUCUUCUCAUUAACCGAGAGGAUUAGCAUCGGCUGGCCACCUCUCACCCCUCCUGUUGCCUGCAUGUAUUUACUGUCAACCCCUACAAGUAGCGAGCACCCAGGCCCACACGGAGAACAACACAAGGCAAGGAGGCUACGGACCCGGGAUAACACGGCGCUGAAUGCAGACUAACAGGGAUGCCAAAAGAAAAAUAUGACCCUCCUGAUCCUCGCAGAAUUUAUACCAUCAUGUCGGCAGAGGAGGUGGCCAAUGGAAAAAAGUCACGCUGGGACGAGUUGGAGAUUUCUGGUAGGGUGCGGAGCUUGAGUAUGUCACUCUGGAGCUUGACGCACUUGACAGUGUUGCACCUCAGCGAUAACAACCUUUCUCGUAUUCCACCUGAUAUUGCCAAGCUCCAUAAUCUAGUUUAUCUGGACCUUUCAUCCAAUAAACUCAGAAGUUUACCAGCAGAGCUAGGGAACGUAGUGUCUCUCAGGGAAUUGCUUUUAAAUAACAAUCUGUUACGGGUUUUACCUUUUGAACUGGGGCGACUGUUCAGGCUUCAGACCUUGGGGUUAAAAGGCAAUCCUUUAUCACAGGACAUUCUUGGCCUGUACCAGGAACCAGACGGGAUGCGAAAGCUACUGAAUUACAUGCUUGACAAUCUAUCCGUUCAUCCAGAACAGCUUCCUCAGAGGCCGUGGAUUACAUUAAAAGAACGAGACCAAAUUCUUCCCUCAGUACCCUUCACAGUAAUGUGCUUCAAUGUGCUAUGUGAUAAAUAUGCUACCCGGCAGCUGUAUGGCUAUUGCCCAUCCUGGGCAUUAAACUGGGAAUACCGAAAGAAAGGCAUCAUGGAAGAGAUUGUCAGUUGCGAUGCAGACAUCAUCAGUCUUCAGGAAGUUGAAACUGAGCAAUACUACACCCUUUUUAUGCCAGCAUUAAAGGAACGUGGAUAUGAUGGUUUUUUCUCUCCAAAGUCACGUGCCAAAAUCAUGUCUGAUCAAGAGAAAAAGCACGUGGAUGGUUGUGCAAUAUUCUUCAGAACAGAAAAAUUCAGCCUAGUGCAAAAGCACACAGUGGAAUUUAAUCAGAUCGCGAUGGCAAACUCUGAGGGUUCAGAAGCCAUGCUGAACAGAGUGAUGACAAAGGACAAUAUUGGGGUGUCUGUCUUGUUGGAGGUUCAUACAGAUUUUUCUGGUGCUGGCAUGAAACCCCAUCACUCUUCGGAAAAGCAGCUGCUUAUGGUGGCAAAUGCUCACAUGCACUGGGACCCUGAGUAUUCAGAUGUGAAGCUCAUCCAGACAAUGAUGUUUGUCUCUGAACUGAAAAGCAUUAUUGAGAAGGCGGCAAGUAGGCCAGGGAGUCCCACUCCAGAUUCCAAUUCCAUCCCCUUUGUGUUGUGUGCUGAUCUCAACUCUUUGCCAGAUUCAGGUGUGGUGGAGUAUCUGACAAAUGGAGGGGUAGCCGACAAUCACAAGGAUUUCAAAGAGCUCAGAUACAAUGAGUGUCUCACUAACUUCAGCUGCAAUGGGAAGAAUGGGACCCCAGAUGGAAGAAUCACACAUGGCUUCCAGCUGAGGAGUGCCUAUGAAAACAACUUGAUGCCUUACACAAAUUACACCUUUGAUUUCAAAGGUGUUAUUGACUACAUCUUCUAUUCCAAGACACACAUAGACGUUCUUGGCGUCCUGGGGCCUUUAGAUCCUCAGUGGAUGAUGGAUAACAACAUCGCUGGCUGCCCACACCCCCACAUCCCUUCUGACCACUUCUCACUGUUAACGCAGCUGGAACUCCACCCUCCAUUUCUGCCUGUCAUUAACGGGGUGCACUUGCCAAGCAGGAGUGUCAAAACUCUCAAAAGGAAAAGAAUUUUUGGAUCAGAGGCAAAUUCAUCUUGUCACAGCCUGGUAGACUUCUAUCCAGUAGAUGAGGCCGAUACUCCACAUUGAUGACAUCUUUGGGGCUGGUGAGAAAGAAAAGCUAUGUUUUUUUUUUUUUGUUUUUUUUUUUUUGUCUAGCACCAGGAUCUUAAGGUAUAUGUGGGGCAUUGUUUAUAGCUCUGGAAACAGUAGAUGCCUGGUGCCAUAGAUCGGUUUCCCUAGCUGCUUUUUUUCCCCUUUCAUGCAGCUUUAAACACUAAGGAUUGUGUUCUCUAACUAUCCAAAUGCCUUAUUUUCAGUAGGAAGUGAAUUAUGCGCUGAGCCUCUUUCACUCCUUCAGUCUGCAUUUAAGGUUUAGAAUAACAUGAGAAAGCUAAUACACCUACUGAGUAACCAAGCUAGAUAUGCCUCAAAACUACAUCCCAGCAAGGUCUUCAUAUACAGAGCUUGGACAGUUCCCAGUUAAGUUCAUUAUGUCCUGGAACAGGGCCAUUCCUGAAAUACUGAAUAUCUAGAUAUGUCCUGGAGAAUUGGUUUGCCCCCUUAAACCUUCCAACGCAUAAUACAGUAACAAAUAAGUCCAGAUUUUGACUUGCCAAUACUCUCAACGGUGAAAUGAUGACUUGGCCAUGAAAAAAUGGUUUGUGCUUCUACCUUUUAGCUCCUGAUUGGAAGAAUAUGGCAGCUAUAACGUGAUAAAAUAAAAUCUGUUUUCUUUUUUUUUCGCCUUCAUGAAAUCAAAGGCUUUUUAGCUUUUAAUAUUAGAACCCCCCCAAACAGUAUUUAACUUUUGAGAAAAUUGCACAUGUAGGCAUUGCUUGUACUGUAGAUAUAAUUGGCUGUAUUUGCUGCUUUUAUUAACCCCUUCACCACCAGCAGUCCAGCACUAAUUUUGAUGUUCCUUAAAACACUAAAGGGAAGAAUCAUGUAGCAUUGGCAAUUUUUUUUUUUUUUUUUUUCGUCUUCGUCUCCCAUUCUGGUAGGUUCAGUGGCACAUUUAUCUACUGUUUAUUUCUUUGGGAAUCAAAGUUCAUUGUUCCUUUUAAAGCUGAUAUUCUUACGUACAUAGACAUUAUGUGGAAUAUAACUUACCUUUUUAUAUUGACGUGAAUAAAUUGAUGAACGAUAGAGUGGUCAUACCUCAUGGAAUUAAAUAGUAUUUUUUUAAGAAAUUAACUUUGUUGUAUAAAGAGGGGAAAGUCGAUUUGUGACAUGUCUUGGACCUACUUAGUUUUUUUUUUCCUUCCCUGGUUGUUCUGCUUCAAACGUAUAGGCCUAUCUCAACAAAUUCAUACCAAUAAGCCAACAGUACAACUUGACUCAGAACAGUGAAGAUUUAUCUUUUUUUUGUACAUACUGACAAAGCUUUAUGUUGUCUUUUUAUCUCAAUGAUAUUGCUUCUGUGCCAUAUGCACAGUGUAACAGGACCUAUUCCAAGAACCAUAUUGGAGAUCCUAAUGGUCCUUAGGUGCAGGUUUAACUAACCUUGUGCUGCUUACUCAGACUGUUCUCCAAUCGCUGCAAAUACUCCCUGUAGAAGUCAACAAUAAUGGAGCAAUAUCUCUAAACUGCAACCUGCUAUGAAAAUGAAAUGUGUAUGAAAUUUCAUGAUGAUAAUAAGUGAAUGAAUUGAGGAAAACUGAAAGACUAAAUUUAAACGGGCAAGAUGUUACUUAACAGAUGUGUUCUUAAAAAAAAAAAAUCUUUAGUUUGUUCUUUAUUGUGCUGGAGAUUGCAUCCAAAAAAAUCUGCACAGGCUUGUUUGUUUUGAAAGUCAAUAAAGCCUAAAAAUUUUUUGUGAUAUUUUCCAUAUAAAGAAUUAAAAUAAAGCAGAUUUUUUUUAACUCCUCCUCCCAAACUUUGUUUAGUGUCCCUGUAAUCUUCUAUAUUGGCAACAAUUGUUUGCUUCAGAGACUGCUUCAUGCACUCAAGCUUUAACUUCAUUGUAGAACUUCCGUAUGGCAUCUUUUAAUUGUGAGAAGUCCAUUAAUGUCUAAUAUUUUCAAGUACAUGAGUAUAAUAUUGGGUGGUGGUUUCCAAAGAGUUUGUGUUUUUCCCCUUUUACCUGUACAGGUGAUCACAUGAGAGACUUUAAAGAGCCAGUUUCUCUAUUUAAGGCAAAUCUAAAGGCAUCCAAUGAAAUCAGGAUGAGACAUAAAGCGACAAUUCCAUACCAAUGCCUAUUUAUAUUUUAACUUUGUGUUUCCAAGGGAAUACGUAAUGAAAUGUGAACCCUAACUGAAUGACAUAAAAAUAAUUUAAAGGAAGACUGCAAUAUAUUUUGUCAGAAGGGAACAGGUUGGGAAAUGUUUGUAGCUGUGUGAUAUUUGCUGUCUUCAGCUGCCUCUGAGCCUGACUUCUUACUGGAAUAUGGUAUUCAAAUGUUUCUCACAUAGAUGUUUUGUUUCACAAUUAUCUGGUGUCAAGUUUUUAACCAGCAGCACUGCCGAAGGAAGCAGAUCAAUAAAAUAAAAAAUGUAAAAUCCUGGCCCUAUUCAAGGGUGAUUUUUUUUUUUUUUUUUUAAUGAAAGUGAUUUUAUGUAAUAAAAGAAAAAAAAACUGUAUGAGAUAGCUAUUUUCUAUUUCUGUGUAUUAAACUGGUGAAAAAAUUGUUAAUUCUGUAACAACGUAUCUUCUUGACUGGCACAAUUUGCGAUAUGUCCACAUCUUUUUAUACAAAUGACAUACCCUCUUUCUCUCCUUAAGCAAGUCAUUUACAUUUAAAGCUUCUCUUAGUUGAAGGAAAAACUCUGAAGGUGCUUUUCCUCCUGUGGCCAUCUAUAUUUGAAUCUACUCUGAUUCCAUUCUCUGUGAGCACUUUAAUCUUGAAGCAAUGAAGUUUGUCAUUUAUUCAUGGCCCUUUUUUGUUAUCGGUUCUUUCAUAGUAAAGGUUUAUAUUGCCUGCCUUGCUUUCUUGGUAUGAACUGCAAAUAGGACUUUGCCAUCUUGCUGGAGAAAAAGAACUGUAGGUGGAGGGACCAAUGAAUAACCAUUACAAUUAAAACAUAUUCUGAGAUUCACCACUGUGUCCCUUUACAUCUGACAACUUUCUAAGGUUGGUGAAGCUUUGGUGCCUCCCUUAACCUCUGCCAGCAAAAUCCUGAUUGGUCAUUUUCUGGAAACUAGAGCACUAAAGGCUUUCCAGUAUCCCCCCCCCCUAUAAAGGUGCAUGUAUUCAUAAUCCGCACACAUCAUUCUGACAACACUUUUUUUUUUUUUUUUUCCUAAUCUGCAUCUCUUACAUCCUGCUAUGAAGUUUCCUUAAAAAUAACUAUUGUUGAAGGUAUAAAUGUAAGGGCAGGGUUAAGAACCAGUCUAUUCGGUUAUAUCGCUCCCCCCCCCCCCCCCCCCCCCCAAGUGACCAUGAUCAAAUGAUCAGUGGCUUUAAAACCUUCAAUGUCUACAAGUAAUCCAUGGACUGUAAAGAGGUAGAUCAUUGCACACAAGGCCAAGAAAGCACAGUGGCUAGUGGUAGUUUUGACCACCACAUUUCCAAAUAUGUUUAACUGCUGUCUUGAUUCAUCUUGCUCCAUGGUUGUUCUGGUCUGUUUAUUGUCUUUUGUACACAGCAGUAGUGAUGUUAGGAUUGUUUAAAGCUUUUAUGGGAACUAUAUUUUAUCAGCAUUCUUAAUGUUUCAUUGCAAUUAAAAUGUGUCUGCACCAGUAUGACCGUUUUUUUUCCUUUUUGCUCACUUGCUUAAAUAUACCAUAAUACAAUUAGCCCAAAUUAAACAAAUACAAAGCUCCACUUUACCAUUUGUUUCCAUUGUUUUCCUGUUAUACUGCCAAAGUUUGAUCCUAUUUAUCUCUUUUUAAAGUGAUUUAAAUCAAAAUGGCCUAUUAUCAUAGGGGAGAAAAUAUAACCUUGCACAGCCCCAUUCCUAACAUAUCAUGUCUUGUAGUUUCAUAAGUGAAAAGCAAACACUAGUGUUCCCCCUUCAUGCACGUUUACAUUUUUGUUUGUCUUUUUUGGAAAUUUCAUAGCCAAAAUUAUUAAAAAGCUCAUGUCACUUGAUUUAAAUACAUGCCAGGAUGCCUUCCACAGAUUCAUGUUGUUAUAAGUCAAUAUAACCUAAUAAAUUUUCCAGAAAAGCUGUAUUCUACUUCUCUUAUUUUAGGACAUCCCUUAAAAUUUGCAUACUGGCAAAGGCAAUAUCUAAUUUUAAGUGUUUUAAUGUUGCUAGCAAAUUCUGAAAGUCUGGCUUCAGUUGACAUGGGGGUAGCCAUUUUAUUGCAGCUCAAACAGCACUUUAAAUGUAUCGUUUGCAAUAUUUCCAGUAAGACCCAUUUAUCUGCAACCACACGCUUGGUUUUAUUUCAGUAAACACUGUUUUUACCUCUCCGUUCUUUGUGUGCGGCUAAGGAAGGCUAUUUUCUGAUCCUCAAAUGAAAGAUGUAUAAACAUGUCUUGAAAGUAUCUGCUGCAGUCAAAGGAUUAAAUAACAGUGCCCAAAUCAAUGAUAGGCAUCUGUUUAAAGGAAUAAUCAGCCUUCGGUUCAGCUUGCUUAUCUAUCCAGCAGCAUGUUACCAAUUCAGUUUGUGCUAUAGCUGAGUAUUAUUUGUGAAUUUAAGUCCAUCUGGUGCAAAUAAUCUACUUUUGAACUUUUAAAUUUUAGGAAUUGGCGUUGGGGCACAGUGGGAGUUUUUAGUGCAAGAAAGGCACAGCAUAUAACAAUAGCAGCCUGUAAAUAGCUCUAUUAAAAAAAACAAGAUUUGUAUAUUUUCAUUAGUGUUUCUUUCACAGCCAUUAGCCGUUUUUGUCAGAUUUUUCUGCAUUAAAAAGGAAAAAUUAAGUGACAUGAUGCAUUUUUUUACCCCUAUUUUUUGCAUCUAGUAUUUUUAACAAUUUUUUCCCAGUAAAUGUUAAUGCUAAUGUAUAUGUACCUCUUUACCAGCAAAGAAUCUGUUCUGUAUGCCGUAUUAUGUAUUAUUGCCUACAAGAGAUUACUUACCCAGUGGUGAUGUGUUCCAUUGUGUUAAUCUCAGGCCUGGUAUUUUAGAAAGAUCUUUCCAGUUCAGCUGUAAAAUUACAUAAAACAGCACAAAAUUAUUUUUAUGUAUAAUUUUUUUUUUUAGCUACAACGGUUGUAGAAUAAUCCUAUCUGUUAUUAUACAGCCUGAUCCCCUAAUUUAGAAUGAUCCACCUGCCUUAUACAACUGUUGCCAAACUACAAGCAGCAGCAUCCCCUAUCAUGACAUCUAACAGGGUAAUGCUGUGGUGGAUUUAGCUAUGCCAUAUCUGAGCCCUAGCUUUAACUGCCAGAAUUAUUCCUUAUCUCAAAGAUAAGAUGCUGCUAUUUGUAGCUUUGAGACAGGUUUUCUGUCCUAAAGUUAAUAUGUAGUUAUUCCCCAAGGCUAAUAUAUUUCCUUUAUUGUGCAAUUUGUGCACAUUUCUGUGUAUUUGAUUCUAUGCAGCAGGUUGGUAGCGCCUAAAGACUGAAGGUCACUGCCUGCUUUGCAAAGCAUUGUGGGGAUGUGUUUGGUUACACAGGCCAUAUAUACCAUUAAAGUACAGUAGCACAUAUCCUGUGGCCUGGGACCUUGUACAGCCCCUUAAUGCUGCACUGCCUGUUUUUAACAUUUGGAUUUAACAACAAAUAUGGGUGUUAAAUAACAGAUCUAUUGGUCCAAGGAAAGCUGCUUUAACAUGCGAAAUAUGGGGACAUUGUACUGUUUUCCUGUUAUGAAUGUUCAAUAUACAGCUAUGGCGGUUAUGCUGCCUUUCAGAAAUAAUAAAAUAAUAGUGCCUGAGCUUACCACACAAGUUUUAUUUUUUAUUUUUGAUAGUCCUGCUAUGUAUAGCAUUGUCCAAAGGUAUUGAAACUGAAAUUGUACCAUUUGAUAGUGUGGCUACUAGAAGUUUUAUGUUAUCCAAAUAUGCAAACCUCAUCCUUUCCUAUGGUUGAUCAAAGCAAUGGUUCUUUGUUACAAAGUAUUAUGGAAUGUAAACUGUAAUGGGGAAAUAACUAUCACCAGCCAUUUUAAUGUUUUUGUAUUUACUGCAGUUUAACACAGAGCAUCUGGAUUGCACAACUCAGCUGAGGUAUUUUGGGCAAUAUAUGUAUAGAUUUAAAAAUAAAAAAUGUAAAUCCUGUGUGCUCUGGAGACUCCAUAGUAUUAUAAAUAAAUGUGAACAAUACAAAAUCCAGCCUGAGAGUUGCACUGUUAAUCCUGCUUUCUAGACUUGUGGCAGCUGAAGAGGGGAAGAAGAUGCUGAAGAACCUCAUACUACUAUUUCUGAUGACAAAAUACUUUAUCCUUUUCUGGAGAUCGGGUACUGCUCACACACAAUGUAUAGGGCUAAAUAAUUGCUUGUUUCCUUGUGUACUUUUUUUACCCCCAUCUAUGUAGGCAAUAAAUGGCCAUUUUGCAACUGCA